AUGAUUCAUGAAAAAUUCGAAUCUGCUUGUCAUCAUUUAGAACAAAAACUAUGUAUUCCAUCAGAUUCAAGUCAAGAAAAAUAUGAUUUUCUACACAUUCCAUUGAAAGAUUUAUCUAUACAGAAAAAUCUUUUAGGUACCGGAGGAUUUGCUCAUGUGUACAAAGGUAUUUGGUUCACAUACUAUGAUCAAGUCGCAAUCAAAGUUUUACGGAUCAAUGAUCUAUUAGACAAUUCAGAGUCACAAAUUCAAUCUGAUUUCUAUCAAGAAAUAUCUACUUUGUAUAAAACACAUUAUGAACAUGUUGUUACAGUUCUCGGAGCAUGUAUUGAGCCAAUUUUUUAUGCAAUCAUUAUGAGAUAUAUGCCUCUGAGUUCACUAUAUGAUGUUUUACAUAAAACAAAGCCAGAUAUCACAUUAUCUUGGUUGGAUCGAUAUUCUUUUACUUGGCAAAUGACUAAAUCAAUAAAUUAUUCACAUAAUCUCAAUCCAUCUAUCAUUCAUCGUGAUAUAAAAUCAAUGAUUUUUAAUGCAACUCAAUGCAUCGGAACAACAUAG
Rotaria socialis is the source of this 558-nucleotide messenger RNA. Lineage: Eukaryota; Metazoa; Rotifera; Eurotatoria; Philodinida; Philodinidae. The record is from the annotation of a GenBank genome assembly.